Molecule: messenger RNA, 2557 nt
Organism: Manduca sexta (tobacco hornworm)
Lineage: Eukaryota; Metazoa; Arthropoda; Insecta; Lepidoptera; Sphingidae
Product: pickpocket protein 28-like
Exons: 12
Coding region: 1-1344 (447 amino acids)
Biological process (GO): sodium ion transmembrane transport
Cellular component (GO): membrane
Molecular function (GO): ligand-gated sodium channel activity
Source: RefSeq, a predicted model, not a curated record
AUGGAGGAUGACAAUGGGAUUGCUACGGUAUACAAUAAAGACUGCUCUCAGAAGCAAAGCAAACGAAGCAAAAAGGCCAUUUUGGGUGAGCAGUUUGAAGACUUUACCAAAAACACGUCGCUGCAUGGCCUCAGAUUCAUUACGGAGAGAGAAGCCACGAUUGUUGAGAAAAUGUUUUGGCUGAUUUUGUUUUUGGUGAGUAUGGGGGUCUGUUUGUACCAGAUACGCAACGUGUGGAUUAAAUGGGAUAGCAGCCCGGUUAUAGUGUCCAUCAAUGAAAGACUAGUUCCAGUAUCGGAGGUGCCGUUUCCUUCUAUUACGAUAUGCCCACAACGGAAGAUUUCAAAACACUACGACUACGCAAAACAGAAGCAAAAAAUGUAUGGAAACAUUUCGGAAAUGACGGACUACCAACGCACAAAAUUUGAAGACAUCUCACUCAUUUGCCACGAAGGCAAUUUUUUCAAAGAUAUCUCUAAAAUGUGGUUAAAUCGAAACUAUUCGGACAAGUGGUUGGUGAGAAACAUUGACGAGCAAAACGGAGCCGAGCCAGAUCUUAUCAUUCUGUUUCUAGAGGAUAGAACUGAACUCGACGAGGAAUGUAACGCAAUCUACUCAGGAUAUAAGGUAUACGUGCAGCACCCCGCGGAUGUGCCGCAGUCAUCUCUCUACUACUACGCCAUGCUCCCGGAUCAAACUUCCUCUUUUGCACUCAAGUACAAUAUGGUAGCAACGUCUGAUGAGGUCAAAGAGUACACCCCGGAAAAACGGCACUGCUACUUCCCCGGGGAGCGGUAUCUUCGCUAUUUCAAAAUAUACACGGAGAACAACUGCAGGCUCGAGUGUCUGUCUAACUACACAUACAAUAUGUGCGGCUGCGUGGGUUUCUAUAUGCCUUCUAAUACCAGUAACAGGAUCUGCACCAUACAAAGCAAACGUUGUAUGAAUUCAGUAAUAGAAAAAAUUGCGGAAAAAGAGACGGCGGGCAUCAGCUCUAGAUUGUGUAACUGCUUACCUGCUUGCAACACCGUAGAAUAUGAUGCCGAAGUUUUGAAGACAAAGUUUGAUAUCAAGCACUACUUAUUAAACAAUAAAAUCGAAGCUUCUACCUCGCAUUGGGAGAACUACUCGUUUUCAAAACUAGAGAUGUAUUUCAAGAGCCCGCGCUUCAUGUCCAUGCGCCGCUCGGAGCUGUUCGGUCUGACCGACUUCAUCGCCAACUGCGGAGGGCUGCUGGGCUUGUUCUUAGGGUUCUCCUUCCUCAGCCUCGCCGAGAUCUUCUAUUACAUGACUCUCAGACUUUGGUGCGUUUUCAAGAGCGAUUUGAACAAGGCGAAACAGUAAAAUUGCUAAAAGAUGUCCACUCUUUGAAUUGGUUUAGUAGAAGACCGAUUUAUUAUAUAUUGUUUAUGGCAGCGCUUCCUAAACUAUGGAUCGGGAUCCGUAGGUGAGUCGCGAAAGAACAAUACAUCAACCGACGGGACCAACAGUCGGUCCGCUAAUGCCGAACGAGAAACAAAAUUCUUAAUAAAUCAGCACUUCUUGUAUGCAAUUGAGAAUAAAAAGUUAUUUCAUGACAACCAGUAGAUGAGUCUAAAAUUUGAAAGUUUUUGUUACGAGGAGCUAACCUCUGGAACUACUGAACUGAUUUUGAUGAAACUUGGUGUACAGAUAGUUUGUUUUCCCGGGCAAGACAUCUACUUUCAUUCCCGGUAAAAUUAAAACCAUCAUAUCUUAGAAAAACUCGAAGAUAAAAGGUGUGAGUAUGUGUGAGUCAUAUUUUUCUAUAAAAAAAAAACUAGGUAACCUACUGGUAUACUUUGACACAUUGUGACAAGCAACAUAUAGGUAUAUACCACUCGUUGUUCAGCUUGUACUUAGGAACAACCAAUCUGCUAGUUCGGCCUAGAUGCCAUAACAUAAUAUCGACUUGUAAUUCUUGCUGUAAAUAAGCAACAGUUAUUGAAGUUCAUUCUUAUGGUUUAGACCAAUAAUGACAUAUUUGUGUAGUUUUAUGUAAGUGAAACAACAAAACUGAAAAAAUAAACGAUCUAAGUAAUAUAAAGUUUGUGAAAAUGUUUGGAUAUUAGUAACAAGUCCAUGCAGAAACGGUUCAACGGAUUUGUAUGAAGUUUGGCACAGUAAUAGGCGGUGACCAGAAUAAACAUAUAGGCUACUUUCUAUUCCUGUGAUUAUUAUUAGAGUAACUUUUUGUUACGAUUUGUUUUAAAUAUCACUGAUGUCGCUCGUGUGGGCGAUAUUGAUUGUUACAGUGAUUUUAGUUAGCAUAUUAUAAGUUACCUUAAUACUUUUUAUCCCGGAGUACACAGUGAGAUUUUCUAUCGCGAAAGUUCUUUCAAGCCUUUAGCGAACCUAGUGUCAUAUACUUGGGAGCUAAAUUUUAUAUUUUGUUAUGCACUGUAAAAAAAAUACUACAAACCAAAAAAUAAUUUAUAUUUACAUACGCAUAUUGACUAUGAAUUUGGAGUCGGUGGUUGAUUGAGAUUUAACAUUGUUAUCGUGUAUUUGAUUGGGUAUUUAUUUAGCUUAGCUGGCA